This is a messenger RNA of Cucurbita pepo subsp. pepo (vegetable marrow), 2648 nucleotides long. The record is from RefSeq and is a predicted model, not a curated record. NCBI's taxonomy places the organism in Eukaryota, Viridiplantae, Streptophyta, Magnoliopsida, Cucurbitales, Cucurbitaceae.
UCAUUGUUCCAUAAUUCCUUAAAACUCACGAAAUUCGAUUCUAUUUUCAAUUUUUCACAAUUGGGUAUCCAAAAAAAUUCCCAAAUCACGAUUUUGAAUCAAAAAUCCCAUCUGGGUGUUUCAAAUUGUCGUGUUUUAAUCUAAGUAUGAGCAGAGACAGUGGCGUUUUGAAGGCAUGGGAAGCGACGGUACGCAAAACCCAAGCGGCCAAAAAGCGAGCCCACAGCAUCUUCGGCACAAUGUCGGUAGCUCACGCCGACGACGGCGAUAUCGAAGGCCUUGGCGACAUGGUAGACACUGAAUUGAAUUCCAACGAUGUCUAUCACGCCGAGAAAAUCCUCCCAAAUGGCGACUAUUACACAGGCCAAUGGUGCAACAACUUCCCUCACGGACAAGGCAAGUACGUAUGGACCGAUGGGUGUAUGUACAUUGGUGAAUGGAGCAAAGGCAAAACAAUGGGGCGAGGGCGGUUCAAUUGGCCGUCGGGAGCCACCUAUGAAGGGGAAUUCAAGAGUGGCUAUAUGGAUGGGAAUGGCGUGUAUACUGGCUCAAAUGGGGACACUUAUAAAGGGAAAUGGGUUAUGAAUUUGAAACAUGGCCAUGGGGUUAAGAACUUCUCUAAUGGGGAUUGUUAUGAUGGGGAUUGGAGGAGGGGCUUGCAAGAAGGGAGUGGGAGAUAUCAAUGGAAGAAUGGGAACUAUUACGUUGGGGAAUGGAAGCAUGGGGAGAUUUGUGGGAAAGGGAGCUUUGUUUGGACUAAUGGUAAUAAGUAUGAUGGGAAUUGGGAAAGUGGGUUGCCUAGAGGGAAUGGGACAUUCAAAUGGCCUGAUGGGAGCUUCUAUGUGGGGUAUUGGAGUAGAGAUCCGGAAGAACAAAAUGGGAGUUAUUACCCAUCUGUUUCAUCAGGGAAUGUGUUAUGGGAUCCACAAGAUGUUUACAAUGUUGAUUUUAGUGAUUGCAAGAUAUGUCAUGGGGAGAAGGUGUCGGUUUUGCCGUCGCAGAAGAAGCUCGCGGUAUGGCGGUCGUCGAAAGGGGACGACGGAGGGAAGCCGAGAAGGAUGUCGGUUGAUGGUCGGGUGAGUAUCGAUGUGGAGAAGCCGUUUGAUAGAAUGCAAAUGUGGUGUGGCGGGGAGGGGGAUGAUUAUGUGACGGGUUGUUGUAGUGAGAGGACGUCGUCGGCGGGAGGUCGGUGCGAUGUGGCGGAGUAUAUGUUGGCGAUGAAUUUGGAGAAGGAAGGAUUUGGGAUGUCAAUGAAGAAGCCAAGGUCUUGUAAGAGGCAAGGAGAGACAAUUUGUAAAGGGCAUAAGAACUAUGAUCUAAUGCUUAAUUUGCAGCUUGGGAUCAGGCAUUCGGUAGGACGACCCGCCCCGGCCGCGUCGCUCGACUUGAAGCCUUCAGCUUUUGAUCCCAAGGAAAAAGUUUGGACUAAAUUUCCUUCGGAAGGAAGCAAGUACACUCCACCCCACCAGUCAUGUGAGUUCAAAUGGAAGGACUAUUGCCCCUUAGUUUUCAGAACUCUGAGGAAAUUGUUCAAGGUAGAUCCAGCUGAUUAUAUGCUAUCGAUUUGUGGGAACGAUGCUCUUCGAGAACUCUCGUCUCCUGGUAAAAGUGGUAGCUUCUUCUACUUGACCAAUGACGACCGAUAUAUGAUCAAGACAAUGAAGAAGUCGGAAGCGAAAGUUUUGAUAAGAAUGCUAUCUGCCUAUUAUAACCAUGUGAGAGCCUUUGAGACCACUUUGGUAACCAAAUUCUAUGGUCUUCAUUGUGUUAAAUUAACCGGGCCUAUCCAAAAGAAGGUAAGGUUCAUCAUUAUGGGAAAUCUUUUCUGCUCGGAAUAUUCCAUUCACCGACGGUUUGACUUGAAAGGGUCGAUUCUUGGACGCACAACAGAUAAGCCUGAGAGUGAGAUUGACGAAACCACCAUCCUUAAGGACCUCGAUCUUAACUUCAUAUUCCGACUUCAAAAAUCAUGGUUUCAAGAGUUUUGCAGGCAAAUUGAUCGGGACUGUGAGUUUCUCGAACAAGAAAGAAUUAUGGAUUAUAGUCUUCUUGUUGGUCUUCACUUUAGGGAAACUUCAGCCGCAGGUGAAUUUAUACCUUCCGGGGCUCGCACUCCUACAGGUGGAUCCGAGAAUGAUGCAGCUCCUCGUCUAUCGAGAGUCGACUUGGAUCAACUCUUCCUAGAUCCAUCCAGAUGGUCGAGUAUCAAAUUGGGCGUAAACAUGCCUGCUCGAGUCGAACAAACCGUGAGAAGAAGUGACUGCGAGUUUCAACUAGUUGGAGAGCCAACAGGAGAAUAUUAUGAUGUGGUUAUGUUUUUUGGUAUCAUUGACAUACUUCAAGAUUAUGACAUUAGCAAGAAGCUUGAGCAUGCCUACAAGUCCAUUCAAUACGAUCCAACUUCGAUAUCAGCUGUCGAUCCUAAACAAUACUCAAAGCGGUUUCGUGACUUUAUAUAUAAUAUCUUUGCAGAAGAUGAGACAAACUUUGAAUGAAAAUGUACUAAGCUCGUUGUUGAGAACGUAUUUAAUUUAUAGCCAGGUCGAGCUGGACGGGAAGCUAGUCGAUCGCCUGGUCACAUUCUUUCAUUUGUUUUAUAUAUAGUAGCAGAUCAUAUACUCAUAUGUUUUUAGUAAAUGAGAAGAAAA